Molecule: messenger RNA, 4253 nt
Organism: Trichobilharzia regenti
Lineage: Eukaryota; Metazoa; Platyhelminthes; Trematoda; Strigeidida; Schistosomatidae
Source: the annotation of a GenBank genome assembly
CCAACUCGUGAUGGUGCUCGAACGUAAAAUGACAUCAUGACAGCUAAAUAGUGUGCCUGCAACUUAAACAGUAAACUUAAACAAUGGAUUGAGAAAAGUCUGUAUGCUCGUAAUAUGAGGGAAUUUUGUUGCUAUAUCGUGUAUGGAUAACUAAGUCUAAAUAUCUUCUCAAAAAUGUUCCAUGCGUGUCAUAAAAGCGAAACUGACAUCCUCAAACUAUGGACUUUUCACAAAUGAUGCUUAUAUUUCCUGCUCUUCACCUGAAACCACGCGUUCUUCAUGGAUUUACUUUAUUGGACAUCGUAAUAAUGCCACACUUUUAAGCCAUGCGUUACUGCGCUUUCUAAUGAUGAAGUAUGGAGUUAGAGAAUAUCGUAGCUAAUACUGUGUAUAUAAAAGCCAAAAGAAGUGGAGCUGACAGAGACAAGGGUCGGAGUAGAAAGUGGAGAACGCUGUUGGCUUUUCCUCAUAUUUCACAGUGUUCACAUCUCAGGAAAUGUUUAGAUUUAGGUUACGAUUUCAUUGUCGAGCAACAACCUAUCGGAAAAAGAUUAUUUUGGUUGUUUUGUAGGAGUAACAACUUCCUCUCAGAUGUUGUUGAUUUCGUGGAUUCCAUAAAUAAUUAUUCAGUGUGUAUUCCGAAUGAGCGCCGAGCUGUUGGCUUGGGAAUAUACGAGCGUUUCCUGUCGGAUAGGAGCGUUAUGAAUUUCCGUCAGCUUGGGAAUCUUGGCGAAAGUUUGAUUUUAAAAAGUUUAGAGGAAUCUAACGAGUCUUAUCCUGACAAAGAACUUUUUAGUCCUAUUCUUAGGAUUCUUGAAGGUUUCUUGCGAAACUCACCUUUCUCAGAAUUCCUGGACUCGGUUUACUUUGACCGGUAUCUUCAAUGGAAAUGGUUGGAAAAAACUCCAGUUACCAAACAUACUUUCCGAAUGUACCGUGUUUUGGGUAAGGGAGGUUUUGGAGAAGUAUGUGCUUGCCAGGUCCGAGCGACUGGAAAGUUGUAUGCAUGCAAGAAAAUGGAAAAGAAGCGCAUGAAGAAACGACGUGCAGAAAAUAUGGCCAUGAUGGAAAAAGAAACAUUGCAAAGAGUCAACUCUCGCUUUGUCGUUAACUUAGCGUAUACAUUUGAAACUAAGGACGCUUUGUGUCUAGUCUUAACAAUUAUGAAUGGAGGUGAUCUUAAAUUUCACAUCCAUAACAUGAAUAAUGGGAGCGGUUUUAAUGAGAAUAGAGCGCGGUUUUAUGCAGCAGAAAUCACUCUGGGAUUAAAACAUAUGCAUACACAAAAUAUUGUUUAUCGUGAUCUGAAACCGGAAAAUAUUUUAAUUGACGAUCAAGGACAUGUCAGAAUAUCGGAUCUUGGACUAGCUGUGUAUAUUAAACCCGGAGGUACAACUAAAGGAAGAGUAGGGACAUCUGGUUAUAUGGCACCUGAAGUAGUCAUGAACACACCGUAUACAUUCAGUCCUGAUUGGUUUGGAUUAGGUUGUAUUGUGUAUGAGAUGAUAAUGGGACAAGCGCCAUUCCGUAGACGAAAAGAACGAAUUCGACGUGAAGAAGUGGAUCGUCGUGUAUGUGAAGAUAAUGAAGAGUAUAACGGUAAAUUUUCUGAGAAUUCUAAAAAUUUCUGUCAAUCGCUUUUACAAAAAGAUCCCCGUUAUCGACUUGGCUGUGAUGAUGUUGGUUCUGAUGGUGUUAAAUAUCACCCUUGGUUUCACGGUAUUAAUUGGGUCCGUUUAGAGGCUGGUCUCGAAGAAGCACCAUUUCUACCCGAUCCACAUGCAGUUUACGCCAAAGACGUUCUAGACAUUGAACAAUUCUCCACAAUUAAAGGUGUUACAUUGGAUAGCAAAGAUAUGGAAUUUUAUAAACGUUUCUGUUCUGGAGCUGUUAGUAUACCGUGGCAGAACGAAAUGCUAGAAACAGGCUGUUUUGAUGACUUGAAUGAAUUUCGCAAAGAAGAUGGAACUUUAGUAGAUAAUUUAAAUCCUGAUACUCCACCAAUUCAACAGAAUCCCCCCUCAAGUAAUCGAAGUAUUUUUGAUAGAUUGUUUAAACGUAAACGCCAAUCCCUUGGUCCACCGUCAAGUCAAUCAGAAGUGACUAGUCAAGAAAGCACUAUGAAACAAAGCAAAGCUAUGUCAUCACUUGAAGUGGAAAAUGUUACCGUUGAUAGCAUGCCAAGUGGGAAGACAAAUCUGUUGUCAGAAUCAACUGGAGACAAUUUGUCAGACAAAGAAAAUGCAGUAGCACAUAAACAAGAAAAGACUUCAUCUGAUGAUAGACAAGACGAUGGGAAAAAAAUUGAUCAUAUUACCACAGAGAAUCAGAUAUCUAAAACUAACAGUCAUUGUAGCAUGGAUUCAAGCGCCAUAUCUCAUAAAAAUAUUAAAUCAAAGAGUAGACGUUUAACUCUUCCUGUACAUUCUUCAUUUUUAUGCUGUACACAUAGAAAAUAAUAUACUUUUUUCUAUCCUUCUCUUUCUGCUUUUGCUUCUUCAUCUUUUUGUAGAGGAGAUUUUUGUUUCGUUUUACCCGAAUCAACUUUGUAGUCUUCUUGCUUCUUUUCCUAACACAAUGUGUUUUCGUAGACUUUUAUAAAAUGUCUUCCUUGAUAUGUGAAAUUCUUUGAUUAAAGCAAUUAAAGGGGAAAUAAUUUGUCAAUACAGACAAAGACUAAAUCUUUUCCCAGCAUUUUUUCAGAAAAAUCUCCAGUAGAAGAUUGUUACUUGUGUGAUUUAAGGGAUACUUUGACUCGAAUAAUUCGGCGGCAACACUAUUGAUGUCUUAUAGAUCAAAGAUAUAUUGUUGUUAUCAUUAUUUUUCUUUCCUGUCAUCCUUCUGUUCAACUGUGUAAAUGCGUUUUGAUGCAUUUAUGCGUGUAUUUGCUUAUACUCCUCCGUUAUUAUGCGUGUAUAAGCAAGCAACGCCUAUUCUUAACUGUUGUGUGUACUUCUAUUGCUUGGAUUUUGACAAGUAUUUUCAUAAUAUCCUGUUUCAUUAUCAAUGUUUUAUCGAUUGAUUUGUUUGUUUAGUUUGGACACCAGCUUUAUUUGAACGAAUAAGUAUUCCUUUCUGUUUUGUUUUAUUUUGUUGUUAUUUUAGAAACAAAAUGUUUUUAUCUUCGAAAAUUCAUUCACUUCUUUUUAUAAAUCAAUUCGUACAAAUAAUUAUGCGCUUUUACACACUACGAUCUCAGAUUAUUGAAUUUUCUUUUUUGCUUUUUUGUACGUUAUUGUAUGUAAUAUGCAUUGUGCAUCGAAGUCAACUGCAAUCAUCAUGUAUAUCAUUCAAGGUGAUCUCACUUUUUUUAGAAAACAAAAAUUAUUAUGCAUUCAAUGUAUAUUUUUCAUUUCAUUUGUAAACUGAAAUGGUAUUGAAAAAAAAGACAACCGUUUUUUAAGCUGCCUGCUAUUUAAUUUUUUUGUUUUUAUCCUUUCAUUUUAAUUUUAAUUAUACUCUCCAUGAUGCUCUACUAUUCUAGUAAUUUUGAUCUCACUUCCUACUUCCUUAUUGAAUGAAUAACGAAAACUGUUCAGUUGUCCUCUCUUCUGUACUAUUCUCAUUUGCUCUAUAUAUAUGAAUUUAUUGUUUUGAUUAUUCAUAUCCCGGUUUGUUUGUUUUGUUUGCUUGCUUUUCUUCUCCUUGUCACCGCACACACUUAUACAAAUGAUUUCAUCUGCAUAAAUUUACUCAUGGUUGUCUUCACAUUUUACUGCUGUGAAAGUAAAUUAGGCAAAAAGUCAGUUGUGUUUUGAUUUUCUGCCUAUCGAUAUCGGAUUGUAAAUAAUAAAUUUAGAAAAAUAAUAAUAAUAAAUAUCUCGAUUUAUUUGCUUUUCUGUUCCUACGACUUUCUUUUUUUUUGAAUUUGCCUUGGAUGCUUUCUUCUCCCUCUUUCUCUUUGCUUCUCUCUUUGGUACGUCUUUGUCUGUGCUGUGUGCAUUUGUGAAUGGCAUUACAGUGCAAUUAUUGUUAUUUGACAAUCUGUUUUGCAUACAUUUUUCUUUUCAGUUUAUUUGCUUUAUUUUAACAUGUUAUUCACGUUGUGUAUUAUUUUGUACAAAAAGUAUCUUUAACAAGUGAAUUUCUUAUUGAGAUAAAAAUAAAUUGAUGUAUAAAUGCAUGAUUGUCUCAUAAAUAACUUUUCUGUGUAACAAUCUAAAAGAUUUUAUACGCGAUAUGUGCGUUGGUGGCAAAGCGUUAGAAUGCUCGCCAACCACGCCUCAUGUGGUUCGGGGUUCGAUUCCUGGCCG